Molecule: messenger RNA, 1507 nt
Organism: Momordica charantia (bitter melon)
Lineage: Eukaryota; Viridiplantae; Streptophyta; Magnoliopsida; Cucurbitales; Cucurbitaceae
Product: stemmadenine O-acetyltransferase-like
Source: RefSeq, a predicted model, not a curated record
UCUAUAAAUGAAUCAAAUCAGUCGCUGAAAUUACAAAUAAAUCAAACUUCAUUUUUCCAUAGAGAGAGAAAAAUGAAGCUUGAAGUUGAAGUAAUCUCAAAGGAGUUUGUCAGACCUUCUUCUCCGACGCCGGAAAAUCUCCGCCGUUACAAAUUCUCCUUCCUCGACCAAGUCACCGCCGAUGUCUACAAUCCCAUGGUCUAUUUCUACGAAGCGCUCGACGGCGGUCCAAAUUUCAACGCCGUCGAAAUUAAAAACCGCCUCAAAAACUCCCUCUCCCAGGUCUUGUCGAGCUACUAUCCCCUCGCCGGCCGACACCACAACGACGCCGAUUCUUUCAUCGAUUGCAACGACGAUGGCGUUCCUUUCCUGGAAGCACGCGUCAAAUCCAACCUCUACGACGUCGUUCGCCACUCCUCUCCCGCGGAUCUCAACGACCUCCUCCCCUUCCAGUUGGAUCAACUCAACGAAAUUUCCAUGGGCGUUCAAUUUAACGUGUUCGAAUUGGGCGGAAUCGCCCUCGCGAUUUGCGUGUCGCACAAAAUUGCCGACGCUCUGUCGUUUUUCUCCGUCGUGAACGGCUGGGCGGUGGCCGCACGCGGCGCAUCGGAGGCUCUCGGGCGGCCUCAUAUUGCGGCGGCGAAGCUGUUCCCGCCGAGGAACGUGUCUCUGUACAAUACGCGGAACAGCAUCGUGAGAGAUAGAGUUGCGAGGAGGUUCGUUCUAGAAGGUUCGAAGGUGGAAGCCAUUAGAGCGAAAUACGCCGACAGCGCCGCCAUGGAAGGCCAGAGACGUCCUUCCAGAGUUGAGGCCUUAUCAGCUUUCAUUUACAGCCGCUUCCUCGCCGCCAUCAAUCACGAAUCCGGAGCUCAACCUGAUCGAUUAUUCCUAGUGUGCCAUACGGUGAACAUACGCCAGAAACUAGAGCCGCCGCUUCCCCAAGACGCGUUCGGAAAUUAUUACAGAACCGCCCUGACCCUCCCCUCCCCCGAAACAUUGACCGACGACAACUGCUCCGGCCUUGUCAACGAGGUUAGACAUCAGAUCGCCAAAAUCGACGCCGAGUUUCUGCGGCAGUUCCAAGAAGAGAACGCGCAAUUGGAGACCAUCAAGGCCACGUCAGCGAGGUUCAUGAAAGGAGAGAUCGUGUCGUUCGCCUUAACCAGCCUCUGCCGAUUUCCUCUGUACGACGCCGAUUUCGGGUGGGGAAAGCCGGCGUGGGCGGCCUCGCCGGCGCUGCCUUUCAAAAACCUCGUCGUUUUGAUGGACGCGAAGUCCGGCGACGGCGCCAUUGACGCUGUCGUCCAUUUGAACGAACCGCACAUGGCUAAGCUGGAAGCCGACGAGGAGUUUCUCAAGUUUGCUUCCCCAACUGCUUCUUCCGCUGAUUAAAUUCCAAUGGUUUUCGUUAAUUUGUGGUUUGUUAUAUUAUAUUAUAUUUAUGUCUAUAUUGUAAUUUUUUUUUUAAAUGUAAUCUUUCUUCCAUGUCAUCCUUGCAUCAAUUCCA